AUGCCAAUAAUACAGACCCAUCGUUACAUCAAUGCAAACCCUGCAAUCUCUGUCGCCAAGCUUCGUCUCCAUUCAAAUCCCACUACUCAUCUUCAAUCCAACGCAUUUCCAACUCUCAUCAACAGCUUCUUCUCCUCGAGUUCCUCCACGAGCUCGAGCUUUCUUCGCCUCAAUCACCGCCAUGUCAAUCGCUGUACACAACGCCGUCGUCGCAGCAAUGGUGUAAUCAGGGCAAAGGCGGGUUCUUCUGAUUACUAUACCACUCUCAAUCUCAGCAGAAACGCAAGCUUGCAGGAGAUCAAGACCUCUUACCGCAAACUCGCUCGCAAGUAUCAUCCAGACAUGAACAAGGGACCCGGUGCAGAAGAGAAAUUCAAAGAGAUAAGUGCUGCCUAUGAGGUCUUAUCAGAUGAUGAGAAAAGAUCUUUAUAUGAUCGCUUUGGUGAGGCAGGUUUACGAGGAGAAUAUGAAGGGCCAGGUGCUAGUUCACAGGGGGUGGACCCUUUUGAUAUCUUUGAUACAUUUUUUGGUGGGUCAAAUGGGCUUUUCGGAGGAAGGGGUGAACCGGAAGACACUUACUUCAAUUUGAGAAACAGGGGCAGCCAAGAUCUUGACAUGCGAUAUGACCUGUUUUUGAGCUUUGAAGAAUCAAUAUUUGGAGGACAGAAGGAGAUUGAAGUUUCUUGUUUGGAGACAUGUGAUAACUGCAGUGGUACGGGUGCCAAAUCUAGUGGUUGCAUAAAAUUGUGUAGCGAGUGUCGAGGUAGAGGAGGGGUGAUUAAAACUCAGAAAACACCAUUUGGAAUAAUGUCUCAGGUAUCUACAUGUUCGAAGUGUGGUGGCAAUGGCAAGAUAAUCACUGAUUAUUGCCAAAGUUGUGGCGGCAGUGGUAGAGUCAAGUUGAAGCGAAGUAUUAAAGUGGUUAUCCCACCUGGUGUUAGUGAUGGAGCCACAAUGCAAGUUCGAGGAGAAGGGAACUUUGAUAAGAAAAGGGGCAUGGCUGGUGAUCUCUAUUUAGUCCUCCAUGUUGAUGAAAAACAUGGUAUUCAGAGAGAUGGUCUCAAUCUUUACUCAAAGGUUAAUCUUGAUUAUACAGAGGCAAUACUAGGGACUGUUAUGAAGGUGGAAACUGUCGAGGGUUUGAGAGAUCUGCAGAUUCCUUCUGGGAUUCAACCUGGAGAUACAUUAAAAAUAUCACACAUGGGAGUUCCAGAUAUUAAUAAACCUUCUAGGCGAGGUGAUCAUCACUUUAUAGUGAGUGUUCAGAUCCCAAAAGAUAUCAGUGAUGAGGAACGUGCACUAGUUGAAAAGUUGGCUUCGCUCAGGGCAUCGCGCAAUUGCCAUUCUGUUCCAUCCAUGGGGACACCAAAAGGUGACUUUGACGAUCAAAAACUAAAGGAUGCUUUAAGCCAUGGAAGCAAACGUGUUGCAUCUUUGUGGAACUCAUUCAAGGACUUCUUAGGUCGAAGGCAAUCUGGGAAUGGAUUUGCAUCUGUUAGUGUAGAAACGUCAAUGUUGAGGUGUAUCAAGCCAAGUUCUGCAUUCAUGAUCUCCAUCUCUAUUGUUUUUAUGACAACAUGUAUCUUUACCUUGGUGAGAAAACUUGGUUACUGUACAUCACUGCAACCGAAACGACGGAAAAAAUGAUGUCAUCAUCCUUGUAAAACUAUACUAUACUACACAAGAACAUCAUUAAAGGCUGUACGGCUCCGUCUUUUGUUGGAGGAAAAUUUAUGUGAUUGAGAGAUACAUACAUGAUCUUCUGUGUCUUUCUUAUUUUCUUGUCAAAAUGUGGUGAAUGAAAGAAAGCUGAUAUAAAAAUGUUAGUCAAGGGGGGGAAGGUGUACUCGGCGAAUGGAAAGGCUGCAUGUAUAUACAUGCAUGCAUGCAUGCAUACAUACAUACAUGAUUUUUAGUUGUUUUA
This is a messenger RNA of Camellia sinensis, 1924 nucleotides long. The record is from RefSeq and is a predicted model, not a curated record. Lineage: Eukaryota; Viridiplantae; Streptophyta; Magnoliopsida; Ericales; Theaceae.